Dermacentor andersoni is the source of this 2550-nucleotide messenger RNA. Its product is annotated as venom metalloproteinase BumaMPs1-like. Lineage: Eukaryota; Metazoa; Arthropoda; Arachnida; Ixodida; Ixodidae. Gene Ontology annotation, molecular function: metalloendopeptidase activity. The record is from RefSeq and is a predicted model, not a curated record. Gene Ontology annotation, biological process: membrane protein ectodomain proteolysis.
GAGAGUGACCACAAGCAUUCAACAUAGCGCUUUCUAUGAACAUGGGCAAGUCAUACAUGCUUGUAACAUUGUCUUUGCUUUUACUUUUCCAAUCAACUUUUGCAGCACAACAAGACUUCUAUGUGUAUCCAACUAUUCUGCAUGAAAGAACAAAAGACAAAAAUUUGGUUCUACGCCUCAGCGAAAAUCUAACUCUGAAUCUUGAAAAGAGCUCGGUGCUGGCUGAUAAACUACUACUUGUUACGAGCAGUCACGAGGGACAACUGUUGGACACGGUUGACACUUCAGCUAUUCAAGAGGUUCUGUACCAGGACGUGCAUUGUCAAUCCUCUCUCGUCUUACGCCAGAGGGAAGGCGUGGUGCAAGUUGAAGGCAUUAUCAAUCACGAACUGAGAAUAAAGCCUCUACCACAAGACGAACGUUCGUUACAAGAUAAGAUACUGCAUAAGAUCUACAAAGUACAAGAGAUACAGGGUACCUAUAACGACUUCGAGCCGACACUCCCACAAGUUUACCAACGCUCGUAUGAACUCAACCAGCGUAAGAAAAGAGAGCGAAGAAAUUGGAACGCACAUCAUGACAUGGAACAUAAAGAAGAGGAGCGAUCAGCGAACCGAGAUAAGUUUACUGUGGAGCUUCACGUUAUUUCGGACUCGGUGCACCAAAGGUCAUUUAAGAAAAAUGAGGAGUUAAUUGCUUAUCUGGCAGUCAUGACAAAUGCAGUGAACCUAAGAUAUCUGGACAUGAGAAAUCCGCGGAUAAGCUUCAUCCUCGUUGGACUGACACGUAGCAAAGACGAUCCUUUCGCUGAACAUAAGGCGGGCUUUCUUUAUGCGCCAGGUACCUUAAGAGGACUGAGAGAAUAUAAUAAUAAAGGCAAAAUACCUGGAAAUGCUGACAUGGUGUAUCUAAUAACCGGCCAAGAUCUUGGAAAGGAGGAAGAUGGAAAAAUGAGCAAUUUUGUAACAGGACUCGCAUUUGUCGACGGUGUUUGCACACACAAUUUUGUGGGCGAAGGCGAAGACACUGCUAGAACUUACACCGGGACCCACACGAUGGCUCAUGAGCUCGCGCAUAUACUCGGAGCACCACAUGACGAAGCCCAGCCUAAAGAUCCAGAAUGCGCCUGGUCUCAGGGAUACCUGAUGAGCUACGUGGACGGCGGAGUGAAAAGAUAUCAGCUUUCUCCGUGCAGUGAGAACAAGAUACGGACCGCGUUCGGGAAGCUAAAAUCGGAAUGCCUAGAGGUGAAGGCGAAGCACAACUACCAGAAAGACUACAGGAAGUUCCCUGGCCAAACAGUUCGCGAAGAGUUCUUUUGCAGGAAGGUUUUGAAACACCCCAAAGGAACCCAAGAGAAGGUGGUAGUGAAAAAGAACCCCGAGUUUACGAGGAAGUGCAAAAUGGAGUGUUGCCUUGCGGCUUACGGCCGUUUAACCUGCCGAAAAGCAACCAUGCCUUCUGGCAUGGCGUGUGCUCGAGGAAAGACGUGCAAAAGAAAUGUCUGCGGAGUCCACACUUGGGAACAGUUCAAGUGAAUUUACGUCUUUCUAAUCUACGGGAAUGUGGAGCAAACCGGCCAGUGGAUCGCCGGAGAAUACAAGCGCAGCAUAACUCUGCUAAAUAUUAACCAAAACAUUUUCGGUUAAAGUAGUUGCACACGUUUUAUGUAAGGUAAAUUAAUGACACAAUCACUUCAAUUUAAAAAAUUUAGCUAUAUUUUCACCAACCAGUGCUUUCAUUGAAAUAUUUAUGUUCUAAUCACUUUAGGAAAAACGGCGUUUUGGUCACUUAAGUGAUAUGAUUCUAGCGGACCGAACAUUGGCUGGGUCAUUUGAAGAGAAAGAGCUUAGCUAGCUGUGCUCUCAUGUUUUGUUGAUUUUUGGACAGUUACUGUGCUUAGAAAUUUAUAAAAAAAAUUAAUUACAGCGUUCAAUGUCUGAGUCGCUUCAUGAGCGGAUUCUGAAUCUCUUGUUAAAACAGUCAGAUACAACGGCCUUCAGCGAUGAAGCAAUCCGAUGCAAAUACUUCCGCAGAAGCAGUAACCUGAGACCUGACACCAAGUGUACCCAGUGGAAGGCAGCCGAAGCAACAAACAGAAACCAAUUUCUGUUUCAGUGUUCGUUUUCUCCAGAGCCUCCUACAAGCCGAAACUCCUUUACCAUAUUGGCAUGUGUGCUUGUUAAUUUUUUUUUUUUGAGUUAGCGCUUUUCACUGUCUAACAAAUGUUAUCGCUCAGUGCUGGACGCAUCCGCAUGUAUCGGAAGUUUCUCGAAUGUUAUCGAUGGUUCUAUUUUCUGUCUGUUGUCACCAAGGCUUGUGCAACUUGACUGCAUCUGCGACUCGAAUUGUGUAGAACAUCCUGGAAGACACAAUGCCACCAGCAAUACUCUGCAAUCGUCGAUGACGCAUGUAUAAAAGCUGACGCGCUUGACCGGCGGGUCAGAUUCCUAUAAUCGCUAAUGUGUUCCCCGCUAUCCUUGUGCUUUGAGUGUAACUUGCUUUUGUGGGCACAAGUUCGCCCAAUAAAAGUCAGUUUUGUUAUCCGCA